Closterium sp. NIES-67 is the source of this 2596-nucleotide messenger RNA. The record is from the annotation of a GenBank genome assembly. Lineage: Eukaryota; Viridiplantae; Streptophyta; Zygnematophyceae; Desmidiales; Closteriaceae.
CUCCCAUGCGCACGCGACUAGGCUGUACGUACGCAUGGCAGGAACGACGAACCGCCCGGCACUAAGGACAUUCCUGCGCCGCGAAAGAACACGAGCCAGGCUCCGCAGCGCGCAUGCGAUGCGAAUCGAUUCUCCGCGGCCCGUCUUUUGGGCCGACGCGAAGACACGCGACUCCAAGCCCCGAGCCAGUCUGGAUUGGAACCGCAACGGUUCUCGACGUAUUAAAACAUGUCGUCAGCUGCUGGUCCCACGUGAACUCGAUGCUUGUUUCGAGUGACCUUGAGUCUCGAAAUAGCCACUUCCACGGAGUACUCCUUCCAAGCUGAGGUUCGCUAUCCGCCAUUGAUCAUGGCGCAGUGGGGAGCUCAACGGCAGCGAUCGUCACCAGCCGGCGGGGGCAUCCAGCACGCGCGCGGCGCGAAGAUCCUCACCUUAAUCGACGACUACGAGGACCGCAAGGCGGGAACCGUCGGAUUGACGCGCGACCACCGCGUGUCGCUCGAGUUCAAACCGUUCGCCAGCCAGAGCUACCUGCAUCUCCGCAACAGGCGCCUCGCCGUGCUCGCCAGGGCGCCGAUCCCGGGCGGCGGGCUCAGCUCGCGGCGUUAUAGCAGCGAGGAGGAGUGGGAGGAGUAUGACCCCGAAAUUGAAGAUCCUUAUAACGAAGAAGGCGGUAGCGAGGACGGCGGUGGAGGAUUUGCGGAACGAGGCGGCGCGAUCCGGCCGCGCGAGCCUGAGUUGUUCGACGUGGUGCGGUAUCCCCUGAGCGAAGCGCUCGAUACGGUUCGUGAGAAGCUCGAGCGCCGCGCGCUGAUGGUCCGCGGAGGCCCGCGGGGGGGAGGCGGAGGGCGCGCGCAUGAGGGGGUGGAGCGGGUGAAGCUGCUGGUGCGGCUGGGGAAGAUGCUGUUUUCUGCACAGGGGAGGGCGGAGGCCGCCCUCACCAACAUCCAGCCGUUCUCGGCGAAGAAUCUGGAGGACCACAUGAACGAGCGUGAGCCGUUCGAUCUGCCGAUCCAACGGACGUAUGAGACGCACCUUCCCGAAAACAUAUACCAGCAGGUGGAGGAUAUGCUGCUGGAUGACGACCAAGUGGCGCACAGUAUCGGCGAGAGAUACGUCAUUCAGGUGGUUGAUUCCAGGGAGCACGUUGUCUACAAGGCAGUCUGCAAGUACGAGGCGGAUGGCCGGCAGCUUUUCGUCAAGAAGGUCAAGAAGCCUCCUGUUCGCUAUGGGGUGAUUGACAUAGCACGGCCGGACAAAGUGUUGGAUGCUCGCUUGAUUCUCACUUCUGAAUCCCAGCUCACAACACUGGAUGACGAGCUCCAAGCUGCAAUCACCAGGAUCUUAGCCGUCACUCACGUUGACCCUCGCAGUCCGGCAGGGCUCCGCAUCCCAGCACACAUGACUGAGAGGCGUAGAGGCUCCGACGUUACCACCAGGGGCUAUGCUGGCACUGCUGCCAGGGGCUCUGCUGGCUCUCCUAGCAGGUUCCUGGUGCGUGCGGUGAGGCAUGCAACCACGAGGCGGGCGGUGGGGAGGGGGCGGCUGUGGAAGCUUGCUCGGGUUGAUGGGGUGGAGUUUAAGCAGGGGGGCGGGCGGCGCACGAACGAGAUAGAAUUCUGCCCGCUCGCAUGGCACCGUGAGCUCAAGGCCAGCUCAGGUGGAGGUGGUGGCAGCAGGGAGCAGCAGCCCCCUCUUGGAGCACGGGACGAGAUCAUGGGGGAAUGUCCUGGGCUGCUGGCAUGGGCUCUCUGAGAGGUUGCCAUAGCAGAAGACGCAGGCAUGGAGCUACAGAGUGGGAGCGCAGCAGGGAGCAGCAGCCCCCUGAUGGAGCACGGACAAAAUCAUGGUGGAAUGCACUGCACUGCUGGUGUGGCUGUUUGAGCAUUUGCCAUAGCGGGGGCCACACGCAGACGUGGGGCCAUAGAGAGGCAGUGCAGGGGAGAGCAGCAGCCGAUUUUUGAGGCGCCUAAGAAAGUUUGGCAUAGCCGGGAACGCUGGUGUGGGGAUAUGGAGCAGCAGUGCAGGGGAGAGCAGCAGCCGAAGAAAGUUUGGCAUAGCCGGGAAUGCUGGUGUGGGAUAUGGAGAGGCAGUGCAGGGGAGAGCAGCAGCCCCCCGUGUGGAGCACGGAGGAGCGCAUGGAAGGAAGCUCCCAAGGGCGCCUCAAAAAGGGAGAGGAUGGGGAGUGAACUGUUUUUGAGGCGCCUCAAAAAGGGAGAGGAUGGGGAGUGAACUGAGAUGAGAUGGUUAUUGAGAGGGGAAUCAAAGAGGACGAUGGUGGUGGGUAGGUGGGAGAUGAUGUGGACGUGGAAGGGAGUAGGGGGUUGGUUUAGUGGGUGGUCACAAAGUAGCAUGCAGACCAUGGGGGGAAUGGGUUUGAGGAUAGCUAGUGGAGUGUCAGUUCUCUUUCUGUUCCUUCAUGGUUGUGAAAGAUAUGUGAUUGUGCACACUCGAGAGAGAAAGAAUUGAUGGAUGGGGAGAAAUGGGCAGACUGUAGCUCCAAUCGAGGAGAAAUGCUGGGGAAUGGAGGAGGGCAGGCAAGUGUACACAUACUGAACACUGUUGUACCAUGCACAAGGCGAAUGUGAGAUUAUAU